AUGGGGCCCGCCAGCCCCGCCGCUCGCGGUCUGGGCCGCCGCCGGGGCCCGCAGCCGCUGCCGCUGUUGCUGCUGCUUCUGCGCGCGCAGCUCGCCGUCGGGAGCCUGACCGGUGGGAGCCCCGGCGCGGCCGAGGCCCCGGGGUCGGCCCAGGUGGCAGGACUAUGCGGGCGCCUAACCCUUCACCGGGACCUGCGCACCGGCCGCUGGGAGCCAGACCCGCAGCUCUCCCGACGCUGUCUCCGGGACCCGCAGCGCGCGCUGGAGUACUGCAGACAGAUGUAUCCGGAGCUGCAGAUUGCGCGUGUGGAGCAGGCUACACAGGCCAUCCCCAUGGAGCGCUGGUGCGGGGGUGCCCGGGGCGGCCGCUGUGCCCACCCCCACCACCACGUUGUGCCUUUCCGCUGCCUGCCUGGUGAAUUUGUGAGCGAGGCCCUGCUGGUGCCGGAAGGCUGUCGGUUCUUACACCAGGAACGCAUGGACCAGUGCGAGAGUUCCACCUGGAGGCAUCAGGAGGCACAGGAGGCCUGCAGCUCCCAAGGCCUCAUCCUGCAUGGCUCGGGCAUGCUUUUGCCCUGUGGCGCGGAUCGGUUCCGAGGUGUGGAAUAUGUGUGCUGCCCCCCUCCAGUGACCCCUGACCCAUCCGGGACAGCCGCUGGUGACCCCUCCACCCGAGCCUGGCCCCCGGGGAGCAGAGUAGAGGGAGGUGAGGAUGAGGAAGAGGAGGAGCCCUUCCUGCAGCCAGUAGAUGACUACUUCGUGGAGCCCCCACAGGCUGAAGAGGAGGAAGAGGACAGAGCCCCGCCCCCAAGUUCCCACGCCCCUGAAGUGGCCAGCAAAGUCACUCCCACCCCAAGGCCCACAGACGGCGUGGAUGUUUACUUUGGCAUGCCCGGGGAAAUCAGCGAGCACGAGGGGUUCCUGCGGGCCAAGAUGGACCUGGAGGAGCGGAGGAUGCGCCAGAUUAACGAGGUGAUGCGUGAAUGGGCCAUGGCGGACAACCAGUCCAAGAACCUGCCUAAAGCUGACAGACAGGCACUCAAUGAGCACUUCCAGUCCAUUCUGCAAACCCUGGAGGAGCAGGUGUCUGGUGAGCGACAGCGCCUGGUGGAGACCCACGCCACCCGAGUCGUCGCCCUUAUCAACGACCAGCGCCGGGCCGCCCUGGAGGGCUUCCUGGCAGCACUGCAGGGGGAUCCGCCUCAGGCGGAGCGCGUGCUGCUGGCCCUGCGGCGCUACCUGCGUGCGGAGCAGAAGGAGCAGAGGCACACACUGCGCCACUACCAGCACGUGGCUGCCGUGGACCCCGAGAAAGCCCAGCAGAUGCGCUUCCAGGUGCAGACUCACCUUCGGGUGAUUGAGGAGAGGAUGAACCAGAGCCUGGGACUCCUUGACCAGAACCCUCACCUGGCUCAGGAGCUGCGGCCCCAGAUCCAGGAACUCCUCCACUCGGAGCGCCUGGGUCCCAGCGAAUUGGAAGCCCCCGCCCCCGGGGGCAGCAGUGAGGACAAGAGUGGGCUGCUGCCUCCAGAUUCCAAGGACGCAGACACCCCCAUGACCCCUCCAAAAGGGUCCACAGAACAAGAGGCUGCGUCCCCUGGGAAAGAGAAGCCAUCCCCGUUGGAGCAGUAUGAGCAAAAGGUGAAUGUGACUAUUCCAAGGGGUUUUCCCUUCCACUCAUCGGAGAUUCAGAGAGAUGAGCUGGCACCCGCGGGGACCGGCGUGUCCCGUGAGGCCGUGUCCGGCCUGCUGAUCAUGGGGGCAGGUGGGGGGUCCCUGAUUGUCCUCUCCCUGCUGCUCCUACGCAAGAAGAAGCCCUAUGGGGCCAUCAGCCAUGGAGUGGUGGAGGUGGACCCCAUGCUGACCCUGGAGGAGCAGCAGCUCCGUGAACUGCAGCGGCAUGGCUACGAGAACCCCACCUACCGCUUCCUGGAGGAACGACCCUGAACCUGCCCUCUUCACACCCUCCGCUGAGCCCGGACCCCUCUCUUCCUGGAGCCCCGGAACCCUGACUCCCAGCCUAGAGUGGGAAGAGGGGUCUUGAAAAGUUCAUUUCCUACCCUUUGUGAGGGGCUGGAAAUUAUUUCCCCUUUCCAAUUCCAUCUCCACCCCUAAGAAAUCCCCAGGUGUUCCCAGCUGCCUCCCCACUGGGAACCUCCUCACCUUAAUUUAUUUUGUAAGUUAAUUUAUUGCACCUUAAGGUGAUCACCUCCUUGGUCCCAGUGUCUGUUGUUCCUUGAAAUUCACCCUCCCACGUUCCCCCACUAACAUCCCAAUAAAGUCCUCUUACCCACCA
This is a messenger RNA of Lepus europaeus (European hare), 2296 nucleotides long. RefSeq names its product amyloid beta precursor like protein 1 (gene APLP1). Gene Ontology annotation, molecular function: transition metal ion binding; alpha-2B adrenergic receptor binding; alpha-2A adrenergic receptor binding. Gene Ontology annotation, biological process: axonogenesis; central nervous system development. The coding region runs from base 1 to 1947 and encodes 648 amino acids. NCBI's taxonomy places the organism in Eukaryota, Metazoa, Chordata, Mammalia, Lagomorpha, Leporidae. The transcript is spliced from 17 exons. The record is from RefSeq and is a predicted model, not a curated record. Gene Ontology annotation, cellular component: plasma membrane; Golgi apparatus.